AUGCACAACAUGCACACUACCAAGCCCCGUCCAGUAGUCAGGUGUACUACUGGUCAUGAUGGCAAGGUCCCCGUUACCAUCACACCCCAAAAACCAGUUGAUGCCUCCAAGAGCCAAGACUGCAGAAACAGCUCCCUGCUACAUGCUCUUGUUUGGCUCACAGAGACUAAUUGUCACUGCGUUCGUGUACAUGACUUCUUUUUUCUCUCUCUCUCUCUCCUCUCUCUCUCUCUCUCUCUCUCUCUCUCUCUCUCUCUCUCUCUCUCUCUCUCUCUCUCUCUCUCUCUCUCUCUCUCUCUCUCUUCUCUCUCUUCUCUCUCUCUCUUCUCGGGGGACGAUGCGCCGGCGGGGAAGACGGCUGGGCUGAAGUCGGCGCGCGAGGCCAAGGUGGCUACUGUUUCAAGUCUUAGACUGGAAUAUCAUGGCGUAUCACACAAGUGGCUCGAAUGCGGCAUCGUCCUGAUUGCGUGGUUGCAUUGCCGGUUGCAGGGUCAAAACAGCUCCCAACAUGCCGAGCGGGCCCAAGAGGCGGCCAAGUUCAUCACCGUCUCCGCACACACGACAGAUGAACAGGGGUGCGCGCCGGGCCUGUUCUCCAGCGCGCCCCGACCCAUAUUCGCGCGCUCCCACCCACAACUGAUCAUCACGUUGCCGUCAUCUUGUGGGCUGUAUCAUGAUAAUGUGUAG
Molecule: messenger RNA, 687 nt
Organism: Monosiga brevicollis MX1
Lineage: Eukaryota; Choanoflagellata; Craspedida; Salpingoecidae
Exons: 4
Coding region: 1-687 (228 amino acids)
Source: RefSeq, a predicted model, not a curated record